Molecule: messenger RNA, 985 nt
Organism: Charadrius vociferus (killdeer)
Lineage: Eukaryota; Metazoa; Chordata; Aves; Charadriiformes; Charadriidae
Gene: CIB2
Product: calcium and integrin binding family member 2
Exons: 6
Coding region: 1-564 (187 amino acids)
Molecular function (GO): calcium ion binding
Source: RefSeq, a predicted model, not a curated record
AUGGGUAAUAAGCAAACGAUAUUUACUGAUGAACAGCUAGAUGCCUACCAGGAUUGCACGUUCUUCACUCGGAAAGAAAUCCUUCGGUUGCAUGGCCGAUACCAUGAAAUGGCACCAAACGUUGUGCCCAUGGACUAUACAAGGGACCCAGAUGUUAAACUACCUAUGCAGCUUAUAAUAAACAUGCCUGAGCUAAAGGAGAAUCCCUUCAAGGAAAGGAUCGUGGAAUCUUUCUCAGAGGAUGGAGAGGGGAGCCUCAGCUUCAAUGAUUUUGUGGAUAUGUUCUCUGUGCUCAGUGAAAUGGCUCCCAGAGAGCUUAAAGCAAUCUAUGCCUUUAAGAUCUAUGAUUUUAACACAGAUAACUUCAUUUGUAAAUCAGACUUGGAAAAAACCCUCAAUAAGCUGACCCGAGAAGAGCUAACAGCAGAAGAAAUCACUCUAGUUUGCGAGAAAGUGAUAGAAGAAGCUGACAUGGAUGGUGAUGGGAAGCUAGGAUUUGCAGAUUUUGAAAACAUGAUUUCCAAAGCACCAGACUUUCUCAGUACUUUCCACAUAAGAAUCUGAAGAUGUUUCUGUGAGCCAGUGUUAUCAGAAAUGACUUGCCAGUCCAGCCUUUCUGAAUCUCAGGCACUUUGGGGGCUUUUGUCCUCUAAUUAUGGCUUCUUAGAACUCAACAGAAAGUACUGAAAUAAUUCUCGUCCACAAAGAGACAGAAGCAUCAUGUGAUCUACAGGAUGUUUGGAACAGUCACAUUUUUAUCUUCACUGCUGGCCAAGCAUUCUGGCAAAGAUGGUUGGUUGUUGGGUUGUGUGUUUGGGUGGUUUUUUUCCUUUUUUUCUCUCUUUUUUUAAACAGGCAGAAUCAGAAUAUUAUUAAAGGUAUUUCCAUAUAGUUUUUAUAUUUAUUAAUAUUUAAUACUGCUCUUAAAAGUGCAAAAAAAAAAAAGAGAAAAUAAGAUUGACAGAGAGAUUAGGUUUGGUGACUU